This is a messenger RNA of Anolis sagrei ordinatus, 1624 nucleotides long. It is a transcript of the gene BAG2, whose product is annotated as BAG cochaperone 2. NCBI's taxonomy places the organism in Eukaryota, Metazoa, Chordata, Lepidosauria, Squamata, Anolidae. Gene Ontology annotation, molecular function: adenyl-nucleotide exchange factor activity; protein-folding chaperone binding. Gene Ontology annotation, biological process: protein stabilization. The record is from RefSeq and is a predicted model, not a curated record.
GGGAGGGAGGAGCCUCGGGCGGCGCAGGCAGAGGGAGAAGCCGAGGGCGAGCGGCGAUGGCCCAGGCCAAGAGCAGCGCCUCCAAAAGCCUCCUCGCUUCGGAGCUCGGAGAAGGGGGGGUGCCGCCACCUCGCCGGGGCCGCUUCUUCCGCUCCACUUCCAUGGCCGACCGCUCCAGCCGCCUCCUGGAGAGCCUCGACCAGCUCGAGCUCAGGGUGGAAGCUUUGCGUGAUGCAGCAUCUUCAAUGGAGCAAGAGAAAGAAAGCCUUCUGGAAAUGAUCCAUAAUGUACAAAACAGCCAGGAUAUGAGGAGCAUCAGUGAAGGAGAAAGAGAAGAACUCAGUCUGACAGCGAAACGCCUGAUGGGCAGAACCCUCACAGUUGAAGUUUCUGUCGAAACCAUCCGCAACCCACAGCAACAGGAAUCCCUGUUUCAUGCCACGCAGAUGAUUGAUGACAUUGUUGGUAAACUUGUGGAUGAUUUGGAAGACUCCAAGAGCCGGCUGAUGUCCCUUUAUGGCGCAUGUUCAUCUGAAGUGCCCCCUGGACCCGUGAAUCAAAGAUUCCAGUCGGUUGUCAUCGGAUGUGCUAUAGAAGAUCAGAAGAAAAUCAAAAGGCGGCUAGAGACCUUGCUUAGGAAUAUAGAAAACUCUGAAAAAUCCAUCAUGUUACUGGAGCAUCCAAAGGCAACAGCAAAGCAGCUCUGCAACAACGGAGAAGAAUAAAAACUAUGGAAUGCUACUGAGAAAACAAAUGCUUCUAUUAAUUAUGCAAAAACAAAGCAAAAAAAAAUAGUUUGAUGCAAACGUUAAACUUAUAGGGCUUGUUAGUGCAGACCCAAUAACGGUGACCGUUAAAGCUGUUCUUGGUCCCUUGGGGCACUAAGAGGAAUAGCUAGAAGAACGAUGGGAAAGUAUCCCUGAAGGCAAAAAAUGUCCCUAUUUCUUCAACAUAUCAGAUCACUAGUUCCAAGGUGUGCUUAUCAGUGGUUCUCAACCUGUGCCCCCCCCCCCCCCAGGUGUUUUGGCUACAACUCCCAGAAAUCCCAGCCAGUUUACCAGCUGUUAGGAUUUCUGGGAGUUGAAGGCCAAAGCAUCUGGGGACCCGCAGGUUGAGAACCACUGGCUUAUAUGAAGCCCAUCCUGUGGCAGUUGUAGGAUCCAUAGAACUGUAUAGAAAUUCAGCAGUAUUAUUCUAUGGCUUUUGCUCCCUGCAACAGGGUUACUCAUUUGUUCUACUCAGUAUAGGGAACAUUAAGGAAAUUAAUAAGUAGCUACAGUUCAGUUUCAGCAUUAAUAGCAAAUGUAGCUGAAUGUAAUUGAAUUUUUCUUAAGUUGUAUGCUGUUUGCUCCCAUAUUAUUGGCUAUUUUAAUAUUUGUAAAAUCAUCUGUUACUGCCAAACGAUGGAAACUCAUUGGGAAUUCUUUGGGUACCUUUCAGUUCUCUAAAAAACGUCCUCGCUUGUUAUGUACAAGAAACGCACCUUGCACAUGUCUCCCUGACACCCUUUGGGGAGUGAGCCUGAUUUUGCGAGACCAUGGGAUGGGAUUACUGUAAUGAAUGUGUAGGGGAAAUAGAGCUGAUUUUACAUGCUGCAGAUUUAUAAAUAAAAGUUUACACUCUA